Messenger RNA from Etheostoma cragini (Arkansas darter), 2108 nucleotides. RefSeq names its product minichromosome maintenance complex binding protein (gene mcmbp). Lineage: Eukaryota; Metazoa; Chordata; Actinopteri; Perciformes; Percidae. Gene Ontology annotation, molecular function: chromatin binding. The record is from RefSeq and is a predicted model, not a curated record. The transcript is spliced from 16 exons. Bases 190 to 2034 code for a protein of 614 amino acids. Gene Ontology annotation, biological process: DNA-templated DNA replication.
UGAUAGCUCCGUGUUCCGGUUGGUCUCUGUAUACAAAACAAACGAACUACGCUCCUCGACUGGUGACGCAAAUUUCCCGCCCUCACUUCUGCCUUCCUGUGUGUGCCGAAAGUCAACCAAAUAGUAUUUUCACAGAGAUUUUUUACUUUGAUAUAUUUAUAUUCUUUAGACGUGUUUCAGUGGCUAAAAAUGCCUUCCACACAUGACUGGAUUAACAACCCUCUCGGUGUUGUUGAAGGGAUGUUUGCCGCUUCCCAGAACAAUCCAAACGCUGGAUGGGAGGCAAAGGCAGUGGAAUUCUUUAAAGAUCAUCUGAAAGAGAAGGAUGCUCAUACCUGGGUCCCAUCUUUGAACGACGUCCCUCUGCAUUACCUGAAGCCCAACAGCCUGGUCAAGUUUCGUUGCUUGAUCCAAGACAUGUUCGAUCCAGAGUUCUACAUGGGAGUGUAUGAGGCUGUUGAUCCACCUACAAAAGCUAAAGUGUUGCGAUGUGGGAAGUACAAAGAUGUGACAGAAUGUGGGGUGGAUUUUGACUCCAGAAACACUGUGACAGCAGAGAGACAGACCUUCUACUGUGUGCCAAUCCCUGGAGAAAAUCCCUGGGUGAAAGAGAGCUAUGCCGGCUCCAGCCAAGCAAGAGUAGUUCCUUCCACCUCGUACGCACCAACUAGACAGAAACGUAGCUACGAGGAAGACGACGACGUGGACGACAUGGACACACAGCCGCAGAUGCAGAGGGAGCCGCGUACUGGUCCUCAGAGUCCCACAGAACAGCGGGGCAAUGGUGACUGUAAGCGGCGGGAGACGGAAGCUCCUUCCAGCCAGACAGCAUCUGCCUCCCAUCUUGACCUCAACUUCCCCCUACCAGGAGAGAAAGGCCCCUCCUGCUUGGUCAAGGUGUACGAGAACUGGGACGGCUUCAAACUGAACGACACACUAGAGGUCUUUGGGAUCCUCUCCGUCAGCCCUGCUCUCAGUGCUCUGGCCGACAAGAAAGACUCCUCCUCAUCCCUCCUGGACCCUACAGAGUGCAUGGAGACGGCAGAGGAGCAGCGAGUGCACAGCCCGCCAGCCUCGCUCGUUCCUCGCCUCCACAUGCUCUUUGCCAAGCCACUGCCACACAACAACCCCCUGCUGCCCUGCGCCACUUUGGAGGACAACAGUGCCUUUUUAUCUUCCACCCUGAGCGAGAUGGCCUCUGUCAGAGCAGAGCUGCUCACAUACUUCACUCCCAUUCUUCUGGGAGAUGCCCUGGCUGCUGAGUACCUUAUUCUGCACCUCAUUUCUAACGUGUACUCCAGACGCGACAUUCUCCCACUGGGCAAGUUCACCUUAAACCUGAGUGGCUGUCCUACGGUCGCCUCGUACACUGAACGCUUCUACCAGAUCAUUCAGCAGCUCGUGCCCUCUUCGUACUAUCUAAGUAUGAGCCUCCAGAAUAUGAACCAGAUGCGCUUUGUGCCAAAGAAGGACUACUCGGCCAACCGGCUAGUGAGUGGAGCCCUGCAGCUGGCCAGAAACACCUCCCUCUUCCUGGAUGAAACCCAGCUGGAGCAGGGACAGCUGGACACAACAGGAUUAAGAUGCAUUAAGCUUUUGUGCAAAGUUCUUCCCUGGUCCAGUGUUUAUAUUUCUUUCUCUGUAACUCCACAGUCAGACUGCCGGAUACACCUGCAGUCUCAGAUCACCCCACCCCACAUGGAGGAGUAUCUCAACAGCAUCCACAUGCAUCCACAUGCUUCACAGCUGAACAAGUUCAGAAUGUACCUGAGCGUGGCUCGGCUGCUCAACUACAGCAUCUCUGAUGAAGUGACAAAGUCAGUUGAGGAUGACUUUGUAGAUAUGAGGAAGGACGACCCCCAGAGCAUAUCUGCUGAGGAUCUUCACAGGAUGCUCGUUGUGGCGAGGUUGCUGUCUCUGAGCCUGGGCCAGACGUCUCUGUCCAGAGACAGCUGGCUGAGAGCCAAACACAUGGAGCUGCUGCGGAGGAGCCGGAUGGAGCAGCACACGUGUGUCAACGGCAACGAGCCGUGAUUACACAAACAAGAUGACUUUUGUUUUUCUUUUUGAUACCCACAAAUUGUAAUAAAGAUGCUUUUCGUAUGUCC